Molecule: messenger RNA, 7396 nt
Organism: Oncorhynchus masou masou (cherry salmon)
Lineage: Eukaryota; Metazoa; Chordata; Actinopteri; Salmoniformes; Salmonidae
Gene: prkcz
Product: protein kinase C, zeta
Exons: 18
Coding region: 236-2029 (597 amino acids)
Biological process (GO): protein phosphorylation
Cellular component (GO): nucleus; cytoplasm
Molecular function (GO): ATP binding; protein binding; protein serine/threonine kinase activity
Source: RefSeq, a predicted model, not a curated record
CCAUAGCGAACACAAUCAUCGGAAACGCUCGAGACCAGAAUGACGAAUCUUAAAUGUUGCGUGAGAAUUCCAUGCAUGCCAGUCAGUAGGAUAGUUCAUGCAUGACACACCGCCGUAACUUGGUAGUUUCUAUCGAUUGGUAAAUCCCAAAUGUGCCAUGGAAACUUUUAUCUUCAAGUGAGGCCUGUUGAUACAGGUUUGUUUAGUUGCCUGGUAGUUUAUAGCGUGGAUUACAAUGCAUUCAAGUUACGGAUCCAUGAUGGACCUGGGCUCGGAUUACGUGAAAAUUAAAGCGCACUACAGCGGGGACAUGCUAAUCACGGACUUGGCUGCCACAGUAACCUACAUGGGACUAUGUGAGGAGGUGAGGGUGAUGUGCAGCCUGGCCCGGGAGCAGCCAAUCACUCUCAAGUGGAUCGACGAUGAGGGAGACCCAUGUACCAUCUCCUCUCAGAUGGAACUGCAGGAGGCCUUCCGGAUCUACAGCCGCAACAGGAACUCAGGACUCCUGCUGCACGUCUUCCCCAGUAUCCCAGUGAAGCCAGGUAUGCCAUGUCCAGGAGAAGACCAAUCGAUCUACCGCCGCGGGGCCAGAAGAUGGAGGAAGCUCUACCGAGUCAACGGACACCUCUUCCAGGCCAAGCGCUUUAACAGGAAAGCGUACUGUGGCCACUGCAGUGAAAGGAUAUGGGGGCUGGGGAGGCAGGGCUACAAGUGUAUCAACUGCAAACUGCUGGUCCAUAAGCGCUGUCACACACUUGUCCCUCUGACCUGCCAAAGGCAUAUGGAGCCAGUCAUGCCAUCACAGGAGCCCCCUUUAGAUGAGAAGAGUGAAGAGGUGGACCUCCUCCCUCAAGACACAGAGGAUACAGAUGGAAUACCUUUCCUACCACACAAUUGCAAGAUGGAUAAAGUUGAAGAGGACUCCGAGGAUAUCAAAGCGGUGAUAGAUGGGAUCGAAGGCAUCAAGAUCUCCCAGGGGCUGGCGCUGGGCUUGGGGGACUUCGACCUGAUCCGGGUGAUCGGCCGUGGCAGCUACGCCAAGGUGCUGCUGGUGCGACUCAAGAAGAACGAACAGAUAUACGCCAUGAAGGUGGUCAAGAAGGAACUGGUGCAUGACGACGAGGACAUUGACUGGGUGCAGACAGAGAAGCACGUGUUUGAGCAGGCGUCCACCAAUCCGUUCUUAGUGGGCCUUCACUCUUGCUUUCAGACAGAGAGCCGGUUAUUUCUCGUGAUCGAGUACGUCAACGGAGGGGAUCUGAUGUUUCAUAUGCAACGGCAACGGAAACUACCAGAAGAACACGCAAGAUUCUAUGCUGCUGAAAUUUGUAUCGCUCUCAAUUUCCUGCAUGAAAAGGGAAUCCUCUACCGAGAUUUGAAACUGGACAAUGUUCUCUUGGAUCACGAGGGACACAUCAAGCUGACAGAUUACGGGAUGUGCAAGGAGGGCAUAAGACCAGGAGACACCACCAGUACAUUCUGUGGAACCCCCAACUACAUAGCCCCUGAGAUCCUCAGAGGGGAAGACUACGGGUUCAGUGUUGACUGGUGGGCGUUAGGUGUGCUCAUGUUUGAGAUGAUGGCCGGGAGGUCCCCUUUCGACAUCAUCACCGACAAUCCUGACAUGAACACAGAGGAGUACCUCUUCCAAGUUAUUCUCGAAAAGCCCAUUCGCAUCCCAAGGUCUCUGUCGGUGAAGGCCGCCAGCGUGCUGAAGGGCUUUUUAAACAAGGACCCCAAAGAGCGGCUGGGUUGCCAGGUCCAAACGGGCUUCUCUGACAUCAAGUCGCACACGUUUUUCCGCAGUAUAGACUGGGACCAGCUGGAGAAGAAACAGAUGGCCCCGCCCUUCAAGCCCCAGAUCGCAGACGACUAUGGCCUGGAGAACUUUGACACCCAGUUCACUAACGAACCAGUGCAGCUAACACCAGACGAUGAGGACGUCAUCAAGAGAAUAGACCAGUCCGAGUUUGAGGGAUUUGAAUACAUCAACCCUCUGCUGCUAUCCGCAGAGGAGUCUGUAUGAGGGAGAAGAGACCUCUUCUCCCACCUGUGUCUGUCCAGCCCCCCUCUCAGCCAAAUCUAUGAACAACUCCCUCUGGGAUGUAGGGAGGACCAGAAACUCCCGGCUUUGCACGAGGUUCGAGGACAUGGGGGCGAAAAUGAUACUUUUGUUUCUUUGUGGAUCCCCAAUAAUGCAUUGCAUUAUUUUGUCACCUGGGAAAAACUCUUUGGAGGUGGUCAACAUAAAAAAAGGACACAGGAACAUUCCCAAAACCUGGUUGUUGAUUGUCUUCACGUUUUUUGUUCGUUUCCCCAAAAACUCCAUCUCUGUGUCAGCAGCACGGCUGGCUAUGUCAUUUCAAAAACAGAAAGCGACUUCAUUCUGUGCCUGCCAUCGUAAAACAGAUUUGACAGUCCCGCCCCUCGCAUCCCUGGAUGGAAUAUGACAGUUCUACGACUAGAACUUGAAGUUAUGUGCACUUUGUUUUGUUAAUUCAUUUUUUUUGUUUUUUUACUUGUAGGAGGCUCCGCUGCCUCGAGCAAAAUAAGAAUGUACAAUGACGAAGGAAAAAAUGAUGAUACAAGUUAUUGUGUAUUAUAAUGUAGGUAGCAACUCCAAAUUGAUGAUGCCUUUCUAUUGAUGCAAAGUGGCACGUUUUAUUCAUGACCAUGAACUUUCUUUUUGUUCGUUUUCCUCGGCAUUGAUUUUCAUUAACAGAAAAAAAAACUGAGACAAAAGUUUAUUUUUUAUUUAAGAAGUGCCUCAAAGAUCCAAUCUACACCAUGUUUCUGAUUGCACUUAUCGAUUGUUCCAUUUCCUUUCAGCUGCCUGGUGGGUUGGUCAAGAAAGACAGUGGAACACAUCGCGCAUACAGACCAAGGGCCUCAUUUCUAAAGGGUUUUUGUGCACAGAUUUUAUUGUAAAUUGCGCAUACACGUAAAUGUUAAUUAUGCCAAUGUUUUAAGAGUUAAAUCUUUAACGACUUUGAGCUUGACAAGAAAAUAUGCAGUAGGAAGCAUUUUUGUAGAUCAUCCAAUACCCUGAUAGCACAAAGAGGCAAACUAUCAUCUGUCGGUCAACAGAAUUUUGAAGGAUAGUGCAUGGUCCUCAGCACUGAAGUAUGGGCAACUGGAAGUCUCUAUACUUCAAACUUGAGAAGUCUGUUGCCAUAGUCCUUUACCAUUCACAGCGCAUAUAAAAAUGUAGUUGAUCACCAUAGAUGCUGAGUGAAAGCUGUUUAAUGGGGAGAUAUUUUUAAAGAACCACUGAACACGCUGUUUGGCACGUGUGUUUUUCUGUUGCUCGUUAGAAAACGAGAAUUCAGUCUUGGCGGUGUGUUUCCUGACCGAUUCUGCAUUUGGGGAAUGUUUAUCCCCAUGAGACACUGUAGCCUAGUUCCCGUCCUCAAAAUCCCCAGAAUUAGUCCAAGAUAACUAAAGAAAUCUGUAAUUAAUGUUGAUGUUUGUGAAGAGGAUGUUUUAGUGCAACUUUACAUCCAUUUUACAUUUGGGGCAGUAUUUCUGAGGUAAAACAAAUGUGCGACAUGUUGUCUUAAAUUAACAAAGUCGGGCUGCUGGGCAGAUCUGUCACAUUGCUUAUGCUAUUGGAUAGAGAUAAAUCACCGCAGCUGUUCACCCCAUGUUAGUGGGCAAAUCGACAUUGUCAAAUCAAAACCUUACCUUCAUUUACGUGUUGUGACGCAAACUCCGUUUUAGACAAGACUGACUUUAUGACCAAAAUUAUCCCAUUUACAUGAGUCAAUUUUGACACUAGAAUAACUGUUUCUGACUCAUAUCGGUGCCACAUAGGCCAUUUUCAAAGGGAUUCGUUGCUUUUUAAAGGCAGUCGCUCUUUAAAUUGUGCAUACUAAAACUUUGAGAAUUGAUUGAAUGCUUAAAUUUAGUAUAGCAACUGAUUUUAUAAAUGAGGCCCAAUGUCUUAGGUAAUCCAAAUGGUUAAAUCUUGAAAAAGGAAUGAACGUUAUGGAGCACAGUAGCCAGCCAUGGUUCUGAUGAAAACAUGGUUACCAUUCUGUUGAAAUACCAACCUGGUCUGAGAGCAUUUUGUAUGUAAAUCUGAGAAUCCGUUUAGUAUAUGUUACAUUUUGUAUGGUACAGUUGAAGUCGGAAGUUUACAUACACUUAGAUUAGAGUCAUUAAAACACGUUUUUCAACCACUCCACAAAAUUAUUUCUUGUUAGCAAACUAUAGUUUUGGCAAGUCGGUUAGGACAUCUACUUUGUGCAUGACACAAGUAAUUUUUCCAACAAUUGUUUACGGACAGAUUAUUUCACUUAAUCACAAUUCCCAUGGGUCAGAAAUUUACAUACACUAAGUUGACUGUGCCUUUCAUGGCUUUAGAAGCUUCUGAUAGGCUAAUUGACAUAAUUUGAUUCAAUUGGAGAUGUACCUGUGGAUAUAUUUCAAGGCCUACCUUCAAACUCAGUGUCUCUUUGCUUGACAUCAUAGGAAAAUCAAAAGAAAUCAGCUAAGACCUCAGAAAAAACAUUGUAGACCUCCAUAAGUCUGGUUAAUCCUUGGGAGCAAUUUCCAAACGCCUGAAGGUACCACGUUGAUCUGUACAAACAAUAGUAAGCAAGUAUAAACACCAUGGGACCAAGCAGACGUCAUACCGCUCAGGAAGGAGACACGUUCUGUCUCCUAGAGAUGAACGUACUUUGGUGUGAAAAGUGCAAAUCAAUCCCAAAACAACAGCAAAGGACCUUGUGAAGAUGCUGGAGGAAACAGGUACAAAAGUAUAUAUAUCCACAGUAAAACGAGUCCUAUAUAUCGACAUAACCUGAAAGGCCGCUCAGCAAGGAAGAAGCCACUGCUCCAAAACCGACAUAAAAAAGCCAGGCUAUGGUUUGCAAUUGCACAUGGGGACAAAGAUUGUACUUUUUGGAGAAAUGUCCUCUGGUCUGAUGAAACAAAAAUAGAACUGUUUGGCCAUAAUGACCAUUGUCAUGUUUGGAGGAAAAAGAGGGAGGCUUGCAAGCCGAAGAACACCAUCCCAACCGUGAAGCACGGGGGUGACAGCAUCAUGUUGUGGGGGUGCUUUGCUGCAGGAGGGACUGGUGCACUUCACAAAAUAGAUGGCAUCAUGAGGAAAGAAAAUUAUGUGGAUAUAUUGAAGCAACAUCUCAAGACAUUAGUCAGGAAGUUAAAGCUUAGUCGCAAAUAGGUCUUCCAAAUGAACAAUGACCCCAAACAUACUUCCAAAGUUGGGGCAAAAUGGCUUAAGGACAACAAAGUCAAGGUAUUGGAGUGGCCAUUACAAAGCCCUGACCUCAAUCCUAUAGAAAAUGUGUGGGUAGAACUGAAAAAGCGGUGUGCAAGCAAGGAGGCCUACAAACCUGAGUUAAACCAGCUCUGUCAGGAGGAAUGGGCCAAAAUCCACCCAAUUUAUUGUGGGAAGCUUGUGGAAGGCUACCCGAAAUGUUUGACCCAAGUUAAAUAAUUUAAAGGCAAUGCUACCAAAUACUAAUUGAGUGUAUGUAAGCUGCUGACCCACUGGGAACGUGAUGAAAGCUGAAAUAAAUCAUUCUCUCUACUAUUAGUCUGACAUUUCACAUUCUUAAAAUAAAGUGGUGAUCCUAACUGACUUAUUAAUACAGGUAAUUCUCUACUAGGAUUAAAUGUCAGGAGUUUAAAUGUAUUUGGCUAAGGUGUAUGUAAACUUCUGACUUCAACUGUAUGUAUUCAUUUGUGGCUCUCCAUCACCCAUUUCUAUUCGUUACCAAUUUGCAAAAUGUACAAUAUGUUACGAUUUCUAGGUAGGUGGCAUUAGUUAGUUAGCUAGGCUAGGGGUUAAGGUUAAAGUGUUAGGGAAAGGGUUCGCUAACAUGCUAAGUUGUUGCAAAGUAGUCUGUUAUGAGAUUCAAACUCGCAACCUUUGGGUUGCUAGUCGUUCGCGUUACCCUUCCACCCCGACCAACCACAUUUCGGUAUAGCCUUAAGUAACCAUCUGUCUUAUAUAACCAAAUGUAACAUAUCAUACUAAAUGGAGUGUAUUGGAUUUACAUACAGAAUAAUAUGAAAUGCUCUGAGACCAGGUUGGAAAUACAGUAUAGAGCUACAUCACGCCUGAAUGAUCGGAUCUUUUAAGUUAUUGUCUACAUAUACUAGUGCACAAUGUGACAAACCGUGUUGGAUGUCUGUAACUGGCAGGCUGGUGAUUUGGAAUUUGCACCAGCAGAAGGCUACACUGAUUCUAAUAGUUCAGUUCAGGACUGGACAUGGUGGUGGGGGAAGACAUUGUCAAAGUGUACAUGCUGACCUGCGCUACAACUGACCUGGGGUUAGUGAAUAGGCAGAGCUCUACUGUCUCUGAGGGUUUUAGGAAUGUUUCCUACACAUACACCGAGAGAUACAGAUCAUGUUGUGUGUACAUAUGUACAUCCUUAAGGGAAGACAUUUAUCAGGAAAGUCUAAUAUCAUCCAUACUAGACCCUUGAAGUGCAUAAAGAAGAGAUAACUUACUUCCCAUAUCAAAUAAGGAACCAGUACUAUCUUAAGUUGAGAGAUCUAAUGAAGUCCACAAUGCAUUGCCAUCAAUUAAUAAUUCAACACAUUCAGUGCAAAGAUAACCGAAAUAACAAUUUGCCUCUUAAGUCCCCAGCGAAAAUGAGCUUUGAGAUUAGAACGUUUGUGUUUCCUAGAGAAAUGAAAAAGGCCUUUUUGGAUGGGAAUUAUUUGAUGAAAUCUGACCCGCAUUAAUUUGAUAACGGAGUAAUAAGAUUAAUUAGAUAAUCCCAAGUUAAAGGGCUUCAAUUAGCUGGCAGGCCAAUAUGUGGGUGAAAAGAAGGAUGGAGGGAAACUGAGGGAGACAGAGAGAGAUAAUGAAGCUGUGGCAUAUUCACUGAUUAGUCGCAAACUCGAAAGCACACACACACUUUUCAAGGACCAAGAUUCUCUUCAUCCAUGUAAAGGGAGGUUAAACUUUUUCAAAGCCAUCUCACUUUCGACAGCACAUCAGUGUCACCAUUUUUUGUUUUAUUUAUGAACUGUGUUUUAUGUUGAACUCACAGGAAUACAUUCACUUGACAUUGUCUCUUGGGGGACCAACGGAUGAACUGAACCGGUACUUCUUGAAAAUGUUCCUAACGCUACAGCAACGGCCAUUAAAACCAGAAAAAGGGUUCAUUUCAAUUGUAUUUCCUUGAUUCCUCGCCUCCUCUCCUUCUAAAAAUGCAUUGGAGCAGAAGAUCGGAAGUUCCUCCCAAUACAAUUGAGAUUCACUCAGAGUAUCUGUAAAAAAAUAAAAAAAAACUUAGUCCAUGAUUUGUGUUCUAACAUGUUUGCUGGUUGGAUGUGCUUAAUUCUGCUUUAACUCAUCUCUGUAAAUAUCUGUAAUUAUUAAAAACAAAAAUGGUUUCCCGUGAACUGA